Molecule: messenger RNA, 1464 nt
Organism: Rubroshorea leprosula
Lineage: Eukaryota; Viridiplantae; Streptophyta; Magnoliopsida; Malvales; Dipterocarpaceae
Source: the annotation of a GenBank genome assembly
CUUCAAUUCGUAUUUUUCUGUGUUUUAAGUUCGAGGUUUCUUUUCUGCUUUUGUACUCGUUUUGUGAGAAACAGGGAGAGAGACAUGAUUAAAAUUUUAGGAACCUUGUUUUCCAACGUAAAUGGCAUUCACUUCUGUGAAAUCUGAAUUUUUCGGUGAGAGUGCAUCAAUGAGUGGUGUUGACAGGAUCAGCAGUCUUCCAGACGAGGCAGCACACCACCUUCUUGGUUUUCUUGAUGUUGGGGACCUUUCCCACCUCAUCUUGGUAUCCAAGAGGUGGAAUAGCUUAUGUAUGCCCGUCCCUGUAUUGACUAUUGAUAACAGAGAACAUGCUAGUGAUUUAGCUUCCUAUGAUCGCUAUAUUCUUAUGCUUGAAAGCUUCUUGGCUCUUCGACACAAGGCUCGGGUAGUGGUUCGUAAGUUUAAACUCACUUGGCAAUUUUGUGGGGAGGGAGAAAGAAAGAAAACUAGAAUGACGCGUAAGGGAAACAUAAUGCUUCUAGUCAUUUCUAAUCUUACUUACAAGUUAAAAGAGCUUGCAGUGCGCACCAAAAAUAUCACUUUCCUCUCUCCAGAUCAUCCAGUAUGUUCAUACACAACCUUUCAACUAGAAAGCCUAACAUUGGAAUCUUUGAAACUCAGUCACACAACUAUUGGUGGUCCUGCACCAACGUAUGCUCGAGGUUGGCUCUUCUUGGGUGCGUUGGGAUAAAGCUUCUCAGUUUCAUUAGUGGAUCUCUUGAGCAUUUAAUGAUAAUUGAUAAUAAAGUUGUUGAACUUGAAUAUGUUUCCAUUCUUUGUCCUCGUCUUCGAUAUCUAGUUCUUAAAUGGUAUUCUUCUCCCAGUAUUAGUCCUAGAUUACAAAUAUAUGCACCUUAAUUGAGGGCGCUUUUUUGGUAUGGUUUUCCUUUGGGGAUCAUGUAAUUACCUCUCCUACCUCCAUUUACAGCGUGCCGUAUUCCAUCUCCUACUGCCUUCUGGAUCAGGGCCUCUAUGGAGGAGGAUAUAUCAGCCCCAUGGGACAUAUCUGAAGCUUCCAACUUCUUGCUGGCUUUUCUUUAUCGAAGGAUUUUCCUAUCUCCAUUAAGUAAUGCAGAGUCUUGCUACAGAUUGUUGCAAUUUAACUGAUAAAGAGGUACCUGCGAUUAGCUUCUUUCUCCAAGGAGUGUCUCAUUUUCCAAUUUAUCAUCUUCUUCAGUUCUAAAGUCUGCAACAAUUAGCUGCUACACAUCCACACCAUAUUCAACAAAACGAGUAUCAUUUCUUAAUGGAUUAGCCGAUCACCCUCCAACCAGGCAACAACGAAAAUUGUCAUUGGGUUCGACAGAGCUGCAAGAAAAUCAAUCAAGCAAACUGGAAAUUUGGAUAUAAACCUCAGUUAUGUCGCGAAACGUGAAUACUGGUGCAGAUUAUCUUGGGGCGGUAUGAUUGUUAUAGGGCAACUCGGGCAUAGACUACACUAAG